Molecule: messenger RNA, 1394 nt
Organism: Haliotis rufescens (red abalone)
Lineage: Eukaryota; Metazoa; Mollusca; Gastropoda; Lepetellida; Haliotidae
Exons: 6
Coding region: 211-1026 (271 amino acids)
Source: RefSeq, a predicted model, not a curated record
UCACGGUCAUUUGGACACCAAUUUUUCAGCGGGAAUGAAAGGUAUAUUUUGGUUGUCGUUGAAUUUAGCGUUGAUUGAAUGGACUGAUAGAGUACUCUGAUUUCAAGACAAGGUUACCGAAAUCUGCCGUUGGAGGGAUAAAGCAAGUGAAUCUAUCGUGAUGUGAUGUUUUUUUAAACAAACGCCACAACCUUUUCUGACGGAACACAGAUGUCACGUGACAACCAGGACCAUUUGCCUCAAGAUGGAACCUCGCACAGUGUCGGGUCAUCAGUACAUAGGAGCGUGGAGGCGUUUGAUGUUUCCGUGCCAGCAAGCAAACUGUUCUACACGGAGAAUGAGCAGGACAGAGACUACGCGUCCGCCGACUCCGAGAAGGAUCAGGAAUGGAAAGGGGAAAGCAGCCUACGGCUUACAGACCUCGAGGACACAGAAGGAGUGGACGAAGGUACGGUAGAGACACAUGAUAUUGAAAGACCCAAGUUUUCCCAGAUGAAGGCUUUGAAGUCAGGAAAAAGUGAUCCACAUCUUGGAUCCACAAGACCAUCAGGGGUUGACUUAGGGGAGGUAACUGCCUCCGAGCCGAUGGUGUCUGUCCUGCGUCAACAAGCAGCAGCCGAUCGAGACAGGACUGUGCACUUCUCCAGCGACGUCACACAGCGUGAAGGUUACAGAUCACGUGAUGUCAGGGAUGUGACCAAUGAGAGGAUCAGUCAUAGCGAGGGGGCAGUAACAAGGCAGAGACCUGCGGGUCGAGGCCGCCUGCGGGAGUUCGGCAGAUCGAUUGUCAAUGUCCUCAGUAGAACGUUCCGCCGUCACCCACGCCGACGAGAUACGAAACGCGGCCCUCCUUCAUCCAAUGACGAACGUGAUUCUGAGAAAAGAGAUAUUCCAACUCAGGUGGAAGAACUGCGACUUCCGGCAGAUCAGCUAAUCCAAAAAGAAUUUCGUUCAAAGAGAGUGGCAAAUAUCAACGAUGAGGUCAAAGUUGAAGAGAUCCCCUACAUCAACCUCAGCUGUAUAUGAUCUCCUCGAGACAAAACACCCAUCAGCAAGUGCAAUUAUCCAUUCUGUGCAGUGAAACAUCAUUAAUCCGAAAAAAUCGCUUCUCGUUUUAGUAUCCCUGUAACCAAAUUUCAAGAUGAACUAUAUAUUGUUUGUAGCAGAGAGUGUUUUUCUAGCAUGCGAUCUAAAAGGAUCGCCCGGGAUGCGGAGAUUUCCGGAAUAAAGAGGCUUUACUGUUUACACCUCCGGGCGACAUUGAUGUACAAAUAUUGACUUUCAAGAGAACGAAACCUGUUGUCAAGGAUGUCCGUACAAGUAUUUGUAAGUGUAUUGUUUACACCCAAAGACAAUUUGUACAGUUCGAACCUUGUAAUAAAUAUUCAAAAAUA